This is a messenger RNA of Entamoeba histolytica HM-1:IMSS, 549 nucleotides long. RefSeq lists its product as uncharacterized. The transcript has a single exon. The record is from RefSeq and is a predicted model, not a curated record. The annotation marks the transcript as partial. Lineage: Eukaryota; Evosea; Mastigamoebida; Endamoebidae.
UAUAUGUUAACACAAAAUAAAAUAGAAAAUACAAAUGAACAACAAAAAGAUGAUAAAAAAGAGAAUACUAAUCCACCAAAACCUGAAACUAAUAGUAAAGAAAAUAAAGAAAUAAUUCAAUCAUCUAAUACAAACAAACAAAUUAAUUCAUUACCUUCACUUCCAUUAAAUAAUACACCACUUGGAAUAGCAUUAAAAGCUAUCAAACCCACUCCAGAACAAUUAGAUAAAUUACAUUCGUCAUUUAAUAACUUUGUUGAGGCACAAAAAAUAACAGAUGAAAUUGAAUCAUGUCAAGAACAAUUAAAUGUAUUGAAAAAAGUUCAAGAAUUAUCAAAUGAUUUUAUCAACUUACUCAAACUUAAAAUAGUAUUGCAAAGAGAAUGGUUAUUUGAUGAAAUUGAUAUUAAUGAAUAUUUAGGAAUUAUUGUUACCGAAGAUAAUAGAUAUGUUGUUAAUCCACGAACUAAUUCUGAACGUAAAACUCAUCAUAAAAUAUAUGAAAUAGAGAAAGUACUAAAUUAUAAUGAAGGAGAUGAAGAAUAUUAA